AUGGCGGAAUGUGAAACAAGCGAGAGCGACAAACAGGAUUCGCUUUCAGAUGCCGAAGCUCCCAAAUUAUCAGAUUUAUUUGACCAUGGGUGGAAGAUAUUUGAUGAGGUCGACAAUACAAAUGAUCCUCUUGCUUCAAACAGUGUUCAGGUAAGAGUGAGACGCGCGAUUAGUAUGUUAGAAGAUACAUCGCGAAUGGCUGCUCAGCUGAACUUGUUUAGUCGCAAUGAAGAAUUGGAGGAAAUUGCUACAGCGGACCUGAAAUAUCUGUUGAGUCCCGCUCUGUUGGGAGCCCUGACCAUGAAAGUUACAGGUCGAGAGAAGCGUUUGGAGAUUGUGCAAACUGCCCGAGCCUAUUUUAUGGAUUUCCUGAGAAGAUGUAAAGACUAUAACGUAUCACAGUUCACUCUGCCGGAGUCUGGAAAUGAAAGUACACUUCCCGAAGAAUCCUCAGAGGAUGCAACCUCCACCUGCAUGACGCCUAUGCCCAGCACAUCUAGCUUGGUUGCCAUGGCCGCACAAAGGCAAGCUAAAAUUGAGCGAUACAGCCAGAAGAAGGAGCUGGAGGCCAGACUGUCAGAUGUGCGGAGGUCGGUGGAGAGCGGACAGGCGGACGAUGAAACCAGCAGAGAUUUCUACUUGCUGAAUGUUCGAAAAUGGAUCAUUCUUUGCCUGGAUGAAGUACAGAGCAUAGACCAAGAGAUGGAAAUACUGAAGAAUAUGGAUCUGAUGCAACUUGGCGCCCCACAGCCCGCUCGACCCAGCAGGCCCCCCAUGAAACCAUUCAUCCUAACCAAGGAUGCUUUACAGGCUCAGGUGUUUGGGUCUGGUUAUCCAAGCCUUCCUACAAUGACUGUAAAUGACUGGUAUGAUCAGCACAAGAAACACGGAGUCCUGCCCGACCAGGGAGUUCCCAGAAGGCUUGCGGUUGAGGAGGACACUGAUGCGAAGGAAAGUGAAGAAGAAGAAAAAGAGAAAUUGGCUGAAAACGAUGACGAGGAGGCUUUGAUGAAAGCCAGGAAGUGGGAUGACUGGAAAGACGAUCAUCGCAGGGGUUAUGGAAAUCGCCAAAACAUGGGCUAA
This is a messenger RNA of Nerophis lumbriciformis (worm pipefish), 1083 nucleotides long. The record is from RefSeq and is a predicted model, not a curated record. NCBI's taxonomy places the organism in Eukaryota, Metazoa, Chordata, Actinopteri, Syngnathiformes, Syngnathidae.